Mus musculus (house mouse) is the source of this 5405-nucleotide messenger RNA. It is a transcript of the gene Ric3, whose product is annotated as RIC3 acetylcholine receptor chaperone. Gene Ontology annotation, molecular function: acetylcholine receptor binding. Bases 603 to 1229 code for a protein of 208 amino acids. Gene Ontology annotation, biological process: protein folding; positive regulation of protein localization to cell surface. The transcript is spliced from 6 exons. Gene Ontology annotation, cellular component: synapse; endoplasmic reticulum membrane. Lineage: Eukaryota; Metazoa; Chordata; Mammalia; Rodentia; Muridae. The record is from RefSeq and is a predicted model, not a curated record.
UCCGGUUCGGACUCCUGGGUCCUGCGGUACGCAGCCAUGGCGUACUCCACGGUGCAGAGAGUGGCGCUGGCCUCGGGGCUCGUCCUGGCCGUGUCGCUGCUGCUGCCCAAGGCCUUCUUGUCUCGCGGGAAGCGACCGGAGCCGCCGCCGGGCCCGGAAGGAAAAUUGGACCGAUUUCCACCUAUGAUGCAUCACCACUCGGCACCCUCAGAUGGUCAGACACCAGGGGCUCGUUUCCAGAGGUCUCACCUUGCAGAGGCCUUUGCAAAGGCCAAGGGAGCAGGUGGAGGUGCUGGAGGAGGGGGUAGUGGAAGAGGACUGAUGGGCCAGAUCAUUCCAAUCUAUGGCUUUGGGAUCUUUUUGUACAUACUGUACAUUUUGUUUAAGCUCUUUUUGUUUUUUCAUUUAACAUGAGGUGUUCCGUGACUUUGAGGUUCUGAGCUGCUGUUGAUGUGCUGUGCCUCCUUCAUCCUCAGCUUUCAAAGGGGAAAACUGCAGAGGAUCGGAACUGCUCCACUGCCCCACCUGGAAACGCCCACAGGAAGAUUACCAACUUUGAGCUUGUUCAACUACAAGAAAAACUAAAAGAGACAGAAGAAGCCAUGGAAAAAUUAAUCAACAGAGUUGGACCUAAUGGUGAGAGCAGAGCACAGGCUGUGACUUCUGACCAAGAGAAACGAUUACUGCAUCAGCUCCGAGAAAUCACCAGGGUCAUGAAAGAAGGCAAGUUCAUCGACACAUCUCCAGAGAAGGAAGCUGAGGAAGCCCCAUACAUGGAGGACUGGGAAGGUUACCCAGAAGAGACUUAUCCAAUAUAUGACCUUUCGGAUGGUAUCAAGCGUAGGCAAGAAACAAUCCUGGUGGAUUACCCUGACCUAAAAGAGCCCUCUGCUGAAGAAAUUGCUGAACAAAUGGGAGAGAUAGAAGAGGAAGGAUCAGAGCGUUUGAGCUGGGAUCAUUUGCCCACUGACCCUGGAGCCCAGAAAGAUAAUUCUGUUGCCCCGUGUGAUCCCAAACCAGAAUCAUGCUCCUGCUGUGUUCAUGAAGAGGAGGAUCCUGCUGUCUUGGCAGAGAAUGCUGGUUUCAGUGCAGAUGGCUACAGUGAGCAAGAGGAAGCCACCAAGGAAAACUUGCCCCAGGACUUUACAAAUGAAGGGCUGGGAGUCAGCACUGAUAAUGCACACGUGGGUGGUAUGUUGAGGAAGCGCAACCCCCAGGGUUUUGAGUGAAAGCAGCCUGCUUGGGAAAGUAUCCAUUACUCUGUUCCCAUGGCACCUUUCCUCAGUUUCAUCCAUGGCCUUGUGCCCUCUGCAUCCUCUGUGUUCAAUACCAUAGCUCUUGGGCCACUACCAUGGAUACAGCUAAUCCUUCCCGGUGCUUGCACACCUGUCACUUUGUAAAGUAGCCAGUAGUGUGAACACGGGACAGAAUCACCUUCCUAGUCAUGCGCUUCCCUAUCAGAGUGUGAACACAGCACAGAAUCACCUUCCUAUUCAUGAGUUUCCCUAUCAGAGACACUAAUCCACUCGGUAAUUGUAUUUGGUUGUUUGUGCUUGCAGGUGGUACCACCUAGGCAAAUGUCUGACCCCUCCUCAUAGGAGCAACAGAUGAUUUACCUGUGAAUGAUUUAUUGAAUGGAUUUGUUAGGAUAGGAUGACCGUGAAAGAGAACUGGGUUAGCUGAUAUUGAGGACUUAAGUUUUAAGAAUGAAGAUUUUAGAUUCCCAAAUGCCUUAUUCUUUGGGCCUUCAGCUGGUUAGUGGUCCCUGAGAAGAGCAUGCUCAAUUCUGAGCCUAGGGGCCCAGAGCACAGCAAGAUAUCUGAUUGAGCUGCAGUCUCUCCUCACAGCCUUCUAAGAUGCCCUGACUCCUCCAGAGCAGCAGGCCAUGAACUCACGGGCCUAUUUGGAGACCAUUUUGCUUGUAUAUUCCCUCGAUCCCUGCUUCCUUUGUCUUUAUUCUGUUGAACAGAACUGCCAAAUCUAGAGGCAACUCUGAAUGUCUUCUGUGGCUAGAGGGAUUUGGAGGCAUUAAUCUGUGUCCCACAGAGCUGAAGUUUGAGGCUGUUGAAGCUACAGGACUGCUUAAGUAUGGUGGUCCUUCCAUGAGGAGCUCAAGUAGCCAGGAAACCCUGAGAAUUCUAACAAGGGUGUGUCAGUUCAGUUACAUGAAUUGAAAGCUGAAAGGCUGUGCAUCUCCAACAACAUUCCGAGUCAUGAAAUGGGAGACUCAAAAUUUAAGGAAUUCUGUGAAGCUGGAUAGUCUUUAGAGUUCUAUUGUGCCUGGCAUGCCUAUGAUGCCAGAAGAUAGUUUGGACCACUCAGGAGCGUACUGCCCUGGCUGUCAUCAGGUCUGAGACCACACUAAGACACUGUCAGCUACUAGAAAGCUUUACAUGUUAACGGGACUAGAGAAACACAAACGCUGCACUGUACCAAUCCCUGUGUAGAAUGUUUGAUUGAAAUUGUGCAGAAUGCAGUUGAACAUGUACUGAAGAUGGUCUUGACAUAACUAAGUGUAAAAAGCAACGCAGAUACUCUUGUUUGAGCAGAUUGUUUUCUGGAUGGUUCUGGCAUCCACCAUGAGAAGUUGAUUUAAGAUAGCCCCGUAUCACUGGUUCUAAUUUUUGUUCAUAGGAUAUAAUUCUGUUAUUAGAUAAGAACUUGUUUCCUUCUCAUUCAUUUGUUGGACAACGGCCCUGUGCUAAGUACUGAGUGUCUGUGCAUAGUCCAAUGCCCCAACUAAGAAGACUGAAUUUGUACGAAUUUCAGUUUAAUGUGCUAAUCUAACAGAUGCACUAUGGACCAUAGGAAGGCUAGAGAUUGUGAAUUCUUCAGACAGAUUUCCCUGCAAUUCAGGCUGUGGAAUUCUGGAUUGGCUCCUUAAGCAUCCCAAGCCUGGUUGGGCAUCUAUAAAGUGUGAGGGUAGUAAAAACACAGGUCUUACAGGGCUGUAAGCUGCAAAUGAGGUAGUCAGUGCACAUAGGGCAGCAUGCUUAUGUUGUUAGCUCAUGCAAAACAACAUAUCAUGUGGUAGCUGUUUUAUUCAUUAUAGUGUGGACCCUAAACUGUAGGAGCACAGAAGAACAAGAAUGUUCUUGCCAAGUACCAAAAAAAUCUCAGAGACACCUUGUGGAAAGCUAAAACAUGGCAAGAGGAGGAAGGACAUUUGGGCAAAAAAAGUAGGUUAGCAAGAACAGUGUGGUUGGUGUAUAGAUGGGUAAUCAGGUGAAAAGGGUUUAGCACCAACUCUAUCAUUGGGGAUUAGCUAUGGAAACAAUUCCUGCCAAAAGGACCAGUCCUUCAUGGUUCUUGCCACUCUACAUGUUAGUCUGCAUAUAGGAAUAUAUUUGUUUGUAUAUACCAGAAACUUUGAAGAACCUAUUAGUAAUUUGGAAUAUAGGCAUUUUUUCCCAGAAUUUUAUCUUUUAGAUAUGAUUUUUACAGGUUGACCAAAAUCAAGGGGCUUGGUUUCAUUGUAUGAUCUUCAUUUCUCAAUAUUAAGGGUUUCAUCAAGGCCUUACCAUUAGGUCUCCAGUGACCUAUGGGGCACCAUAGCAGUAGUUGGCCUAAGAAGCCACUGUACAUCACCUAGGAGUGUGCUUGGUAAGUCAGGUGGGUGAUCAGCCAGAAGACCCCUUAACACAGCUAUGGAACAAGACUGUGUGCCUCCUUAUCUCAAGGCCUGGGCCUGGGAGGUAUGCUGAAGAGUGGAGAUGGACUCAGCCUCUAGAAAUAAUGGCUUGAGAGAAUUAUGUUCUUUGUAUUUAGACUUAAGCAAUAAUGGUCUUCACUCAGACACUCUGGAAAGAAGAACCUAAACUCACGGCAUAAUUAAACGUUCUCAUUGUAUGGAAGGUAACAAUGCAGGAGGAGCAUGUAGUUGAGGGCAGUCCUUCAGGGCAGCAGGAGCCAGCGGGCAGGCUCACAGGGAGCUGAGGUGAAUGAUGAUACACAGCACUUGGCUUGUUUUGCCCCUCUUAUCAGUCUGGGACCCCAGCCAAAGGGAUGAUACUGUCCAUAGUAAGGAUGGGUCUUCCUCCUCAACUAACUUUCUUGUAAACACCUUCAUAGACAAGUAUGUUUUCAUGGUGAUUCUAAGCCCCUUAAGUUGGCAAUCAAGAGCAAACCAGAGGUAAUAGGUAUAAAUAAAGAUUUUCCUCUGCAUGUGUUCUACACAAUUGAGGAUUUUUUCUUAAACUUGAUGACUAAACAAACAAAACCUCUUCCCUUUGUCGAACACCCUGUAUAUGGUCUUCACAAAUGCAAUCACUACAGGAACCAGGCCAUGUUCAGGUAGGGAAUGCUUUUGACUCACAUCAAAAACACUUAGCUGAGUAGAUAAAUGAACCCUAAUUAUAGACCUGCUCUUAAAUUCUUUUUAUUUAGACAAUUUGUAUCUGCAAAGAACAUUUCAUAUGUCACCUAUUGGGCAGUGAUCAGGAAGGAUACUAAUCAACUAUUCUGUAAUCUCCUUAACCAUUAGCAUGUCUAAAACACUUUGUAGUAUCAAAAAACCAGGCCAUUCCUUCACUUCAAAGGGUACCACUUUCCUUAUGGAUGGACCAGGAAUCACGUCCACCUUACAGGACUGUUUCUGAAAGCUGCCCAGUGUGAAGUGUGCAAUGGUAGGUGCUUAUUAGCACAUCACUGUCUUGAAUCUCAUGCUUCUGGACUACCCAACUUGAUACUCUAUGGCCACUCUGCAUGCCAAGAAUGGUCCAGAGUCACUCUGAGGAGUUCUUGUGACUUUGUGAUGACUCCUUUUAGAACAACUAUAGGCUUUCAUCAUGUUGGCCUCAAAUCCACCACAGACUGAAAAAGGGUUCCCACUAUGUAAGAGUCCUGUUUAAAUAGACCCACCUCCAAGCAAGGCCUGCAGUCAUGUGGCUGGGCCUUUCCCACUCUUGAGUACUACAGCCCAGUUCUGUCCACAAGGGCCAUGUCCACCAAGCAUACUUAAGAACUGUCAGCCAGUUCCUUAAGUGACCAGAUGACCUGAAGUAUCCUCUAACCCUUUUUUCCCCAUGCUAUAGAUGUGGUUUCACAGGAGAAGGCAGUGCUGAUCUGUAUGCCACUCACUGGUUCUAAACGUGCUCUGGGCCCUCAGUUGCUCUUACGCACCUGACCCUUUGAAGCGCCUAGAAAGGACUGGGAUGGAGAACAUUUUAGGAGAGACAUGUUCUCUUCUCUAUGAAAACCAAGGACACAGCCGUCAAACAGUUCAAGUUUAAUGUGUUGAUACAUGUCUGUACUUAGACAAACACUAAAUUCUACAACAUACAUAAUGUCAUUAUGGGAAAAUACCAAGUUUGUCAUUGCACAUACCAAUAAAUAAAUACAUUUGCUUCAGAAUACCAAAAAGUUUAUUCAAAAAGUCACUUAAUAAAAGCACAGUUUUGCAAGUU